UCUUUCGUGGUGGAAAACUCUCAAUCAAGAUAAACUCAUCAUCAUCAUCGCAUCUAUCGUGGCAAUCGUGGUUGUUGUUAUCAUAAUCUGCCUAAUAAUUAUAAUCCUAUGUCGAAGAAAACGAGCAGAUACAAAAUUCAAUAACCCUCUGGAAAUGGAAGAACGAGAAAAUCCAGAUGGUCACCCAUCGAACAUUUCUGACCAGUACCACUGGCCUCUACAACCUGGUGUCCUUGUUCAGAUCAACAAAAUGAAUAAUGUUAAUAUCAGUCGGAUGACUUCUGGAGUCACUCCAUUUAAAACUACUUCAGUAAUGAGAAUAAGAACAUUUUCGAAAUAUAAAAAGAAAAAAUCGAAAGUAUAUGCCAGGCUGGAGAAAUUGAAAGAUUUCUUGAGCUUGAAUGCUGGGCGAGAACGAAUUCCUUCUGGAAUAACACCCAGCGAAAAAGGAGUUGUGACGUUUAAGAAAGUUCAAUCCAGCUCACCGAUACAAAGACCUACAGUCAUUGCCAGUCGUAAGAGGAAAAAACCAGGGGCAGCACCCAACCUAUCUUCUAUAGAAGAUAAACCGAGGCUGGGGGUUGCCCUACCGCUUGGAGGUACAGCAGACCCCUCAAAUGACCCUGAUAAAGGAUUUUACGAAAAUCUUCCUUUCCAUGGCAUGCAGAAUCCACCAAAUAAGCCCAUAUCAAUAAUAGCGCCAUUUACUCAGGGAAAUUCUGCUCAAGGUUUCACCUCCUCAACCAAGUCCUUGAUUUCCUCCAAUGAAGCUCUUAAUUCAAAUAAAAGCUUCCUUCCAAUUUGUAAAAAUUCCAAAGACAUCAAAAGGCACCAAUCAUUCCAUGGUUUUCAGUCCACCAAAUCUGAUCCAAUAACUUUCAUGAAUUCCCAACAAAUUUUUUAUCUAGCCGGAAACAUCGGAAACUCUCAGUCGCGAUCCAUCUCAUCUCAACAAUUGAGAACAAUGAACUGUUUUCCAACACCAUCAGUUUUCGAUAGGCUCCCUUCAAACUUUAAUCGAAUAUCGGGUUUCAACACCAUAUCAGGAAUAUCACUGCAAAAUGAUAAAUUUCCGAAAAAUGGUUUACCACUAACAAUGAAUCCGUUGUCAAUGACCUCUAACAGGGUAACUGGAAGAAACGAAUUGAAAUAUGAAAUUCGAAGAACUGCAUCUGGAAUGAAUUCUUCAAAAGAAGAGACAUCUGAAAUGAUAGAACCUAAGAAGAGAGACAAAAAACCGACAAAUCGAAAGUUACAUACAAUAGUCGAAAAAAGAUUUGGAUCUUUGGAUAUCAGAAAACACAAAUGUUACUCUCCUACUUUUUACUCUAUGCGCUGUAAGAAACAUGCCAAAAAACGUCCCAUUAUUGUUACUCUGCCAAGAAAAUGUUUCAGUGACAUAUCUCUUUGUGAUCAGAAUACAGAAAAUAAAAAAAAGGUUCCUACUGAUGAUUCAACCAACAGUAUCGAAAUAACCGAGGACAUUGAAGGAAGUCCAAGUACAGAUUCAAUCCCCAUUCCUGCCCCGCGAUGUAGCAGAAAAAAUAAGUCUGAAAUUGUUUACGCCAAUAUUUCAAAUUCUUUUGAUGUUAAACACGAAACUGACAUGAACAACGCAUCCAAUACAUCUUCAGAAAAUAGUGAUAAUGCAACAAAUACUACUUUGACAACCGAAGUAGUUAUUCAUACAAAUGAUGAAAAAACUAAGAAGGCAGAUUUGGAGGUCCAAACUCAUCAAGAUAAAAAGUCAGAUGAUGAGUUAAUUCACAAACCAAAGCUUGUUGCGAUGAGUCCGAAGUCUAAUUCAUCAUUCAUAACCAUUUCUCCAAUCGCUCUCAAAAACUCACCGAUACUCAAAGUCAGCCCUAAUUUCAUCAAACCAAAAACGGAAAGUCCCAAAGGAGCUUUAUCCCUCCAAAUUAAAUCUAAAAUGAAGCUAUCUCCUGUUCAAAGUCCGUCCGAUAAGCCCAAUAAAACUAUCCUCAUUUCUACCGGUGAGAGUGAGAAAGAAACUACUGAGCAAUUUCCUAAUGUACCGCAAAUGCCUAUAUUGCAACCCUCGAAUAAAUGGAGCCCUAAUAUUGCUAAUGCCAACGGUCAGAAUGCAUUUUACACGUUAACAACUCCUCAUUAUAAACAACACAACGUUGUGCCACCUCAAUAUUCAGCAACAAUACCUCAUCAAAAACAUGUGAAGCUCUUGCCUAAAGCUUUGUUCCAAGAACAAGUCCAAAAAAGUAAGUCGUUCUCUUCGAAGUCCAAAUCGAAGAAACAUCAUUUCCAAAUUCCGCUUCAGAAGUGUCAUAGCUUCAAAUUCCAAACAGCCGAAAGUUACUUUCAGCCCAUCAAAAAUAUCCACGAAGAAAAUUUGAUGAGGAAUGGUUAUCUGUCGGAUUAUCCAGAAAGUAGUCAUCGACCGCGUCAUACAAAGAAAUCCAAGAAGAAUACCAAAGGGCCUCUUGUACUCAGAGGGGGUAGUGACUAUCAGGAGAACGUACAUUUCCAGGAAAAUAUGCAAAACUCCGUUCAGCUGCAGUAUCCCCAACCUAUGCUUGGCAGAAGCAUGCUUUCUCUUACUAAUAAACCUAAUGGUAUUGUCUACGCAGAUUUGGACAUUCCGACUACUACUAGUAGAAAGGGCUCGCGUGAGUCAAGCCCUUUCACAAGUAAAUCUCAAAAUUCAAAACCAAAGACUGAGUAUGCGACUCUUCAGUUUAAUGACAUCGGUCAGGAAAUUGAUGUUUAACAUACGAUUUUACGUUCAACUUAGAGUAAGACUAAUGGGACUACCACUACUGCUAGUGAUACCUAUAUUUUCUAAGCCUUAUAGGCCAGAUCCCUGUGAUCUAGACUACGCAGAUGUAGAUUACAAAUCUUACGGACCCAUCAACUACAAAGCUGCGUCUGUUUAUGCUGCAGUGAAGCGGGCAAGAAAUAAUAAUAAACUUGAUGAAGUGGAUAAGGAAGAUCUUCUGUG
Molecule: messenger RNA, 2977 nt
Organism: Leptinotarsa decemlineata (Colorado potato beetle)
Lineage: Eukaryota; Metazoa; Arthropoda; Insecta; Coleoptera; Chrysomelidae
Gene: nrm
Product: neuromusculin
Biological process (GO): cell-cell adhesion
Cellular component (GO): plasma membrane; cell-cell junction
Molecular function (GO): cell adhesion molecule binding
Source: RefSeq, a predicted model, not a curated record